UCAAAAAACAUGCUUUCCUUCUCGGGAUAUACGAAAAAUGAUGAAAAUCACGCAAAAAAACUGAAAAAAAUCUGACUUUUUUUGCGUGAUUUUCAUCAUUUUUCGUAUAUCCCGAGAAGGAAAGCAUGUUUUUUGAAAAAAAAAUUGCAUUCUGAGAUAGGAUCUUAAGUAUCGGUGGUAAAAAUUUGAGGUCGAUCGGACCAUUUUUUCGAGGGGUCGUAAUGUGACCUGAUGAAAACUGAAGUUUUCCAGAAAACCCAUAUAAGAACCUCUCAGAAAAUUCCGGGCAAAAAUAUAUCGAUUUUCUUUUUCGAUGUUCUAUCUCUGCUAUAAAUUGGAGCUCAAACGGACGUGUGCUCCGCUUUUGGCAACAUAGUGAAAAAAGACGGGGGUACCCUUAACAGUCCGUUCACAUCAUGUCAUACCAGUCAUGAUGGUCAUUGUACAGAUACACAUGUAGUCCUUCUGCGUUUUACAUCAUUUUUGUUUCACUCAACAAAAAUUAAACAUGACGCGUAGAUUAUGAAAUUAUGAAAGUACUUUCUUAAACAAAGAUCAUUUUGACUUAUUCAUUAAAUAAAAUUCAGUUACUAAAUUUCGAACUGAAGAAAUAAGUGCUGAUACUAAAAUUACAUAUCGGUGUUUCUCGAUCAGAAAAUUUCCUGACUGUGGUUUGCCGUAUUUAAUUCACAAAACCAAAUGCUUUAUCUCAAGAUUAACUUUUUGUUCUAUUUUGUGCAUUUAUAUGUAUAAGUUUUGACUUUUUGAGUAAAAACGUGCCAUUUAAUCACUCUUGUUGUGAAAGUCCUUCUGUGUUUCACAGAAUUUCUUUCUCACUCAGUUAAUUACCGUUAACAUAUCAGUAUAUUUCUAGACUUAUUUUCCUUUUACUAAAAACCCGUUCACAUUUCCGUAACCGUUAACAAAACAGUGAGAACAAUUUUUUUUUUUGUUAAAGGAAAAAUGUGAACCGUUAACUUUUCGGAUAAAAACUGUACACAAAUAAAUAUUUAUUCAUUCUAAUUUUCUAUUUUUAGUUAUUCAAUAAAAAAGUCUGUCAGAGAGCGUUUACAUCAUUCUUAUACAAAUCCAAAAACAGAAACUAUGAUUUACAAUCGAUUGGUAAGAUACUAUAUUUGACCACUAAAAAUAGACAUAUGAUUUUACUCUACGCUUUUAGAGUUCUAUAACAAUGCCAAUUAUGGAAAAUUUUAUCAACCAUAAAGAAGGCAAAAUAAGAUUCAUUUAAAGUAUACAAAAAGAAUGUUAGAUUUGUCUUUCUAUUUUAGGUACAAUUAAUCCAGCUUUCGAAGAUAUUCAAAAUUCAAUUUUAAGAAAUUCAUUAUCAGGACAAACGUCAACAAUUAUGAGAGAACAAACGUCAAUGAUUGAUAUUGAUUUUCCAAUAUCAAUACAAUCUCCUGUUCCAAUAACUAACACAUUUAUCGAGGCUAUAGCUGCACAUCAUUUAUCUUUAAUUGAACCUUAUUGUGGUGAAUUAUCAAAUAAUCGUUUAUCGAGUUCAUCAAAUUAUUCUAGUACAUCACAGACCAUACUCUUAUUUUCUCAACGAACAGAAUUAUGA
This is a messenger RNA of Didymodactylos carnosus, 1585 nucleotides long. The record is from the annotation of a GenBank genome assembly. NCBI's taxonomy places the organism in Eukaryota, Metazoa, Rotifera, Eurotatoria, Philodinida, Philodinidae.